AUGGCUGAAACACAAUACAAGAACAUUUCACUACCAAAGUCUGGGGUAAAGGUCUUCUACCGUGAGCAGAAAGCAGCAUCCGAUGCACCAGUCAUACUUCUACUCCACGGCUUUCCCUCAUCCUCUCAUCAAUAUCGCAACCUAAUCCCACUACUGGCUGUGAAUUACCGAGUUAUUGCUCCCGAUCUUCCAGGGUUCGGCUUUACAGAGGCUUCCUCUAGCUUCAAAUUCACAUUUGCAAACCUCGCAACCACCAUCGGAGAAUUUAUCGAUGAACUUUCUCUUUCCCGCUUCGCCAUAUACAUCUUCGACUAUGGCGCUCCCGUUGGCUUGCGACUAGCCCUGCAGCGCCCAGAGGCAAUCACAGCAAUUGUCACCCAGAACGGAAACGCCUAUGUGGAGGGCUUUGGCGAUGUCUGGGGCCCCAUAAAAGAGCUUUGGGCGAGCAACAACGCAUCGGUAAAUCGAACCGAGGUCGCGAAAGCGAUGCUGACACUUGAAGCAACCAAGUUCCAGUAUGAAGAUGGCACGCCUGACCUUAAGCGCCUCGCGCCAGAGUCGUAUUUCCUUGAUCAAGCCUUGUUGGAACGUCCUGGAAACAAGGAUAUUCAGUUGGAUUUGUUCUAUGACUACCAGAAUAAUAUUCCUCUUUAUGAUGACUUCCAUGUUUACUUUCGGAACUCGCAGGUCCCGCUGUUGGCGAUAUGGGGGAGGAAUGAUAAGUUCUUUAUCCCGCCCGGAGCGGAGGCGUUUAAAAGGGAUUUGCCGAAAGCUGAAGUGCAGUUGAUUAAUGCGGGUCAUUUUGCUGUUGAAAGCGAUACGGAAUAUAUCGCACAAGAAAUCUUGAAAUUCUUCCACAAGCAGAAUUUCUAA
Molecule: messenger RNA, 873 nt
Organism: Penicillium odoratum
Lineage: Eukaryota; Fungi; Ascomycota; Eurotiomycetes; Eurotiales; Aspergillaceae
Product: alpha/beta fold hydrolase
Exons: 1
Coding region: 1-873 (290 amino acids)
Molecular function (GO): epoxide hydrolase activity
Source: RefSeq, a predicted model, not a curated record